Molecule: messenger RNA, 3152 nt
Organism: Pseudo-nitzschia multistriata
Lineage: Eukaryota; Bacillariophyta; Bacillariophyceae; Bacillariales; Bacillariaceae
Source: the annotation of a GenBank genome assembly
CAUCUAACGUACUUUCUAGGCGGCCGUUAUGUACUUUACCUACGUAGCAUACUGUAUGUGUUUCGAACAUUCGCAGUCUCUACUGUAAUCAAAAUAUCUUCCGGCCCAUCAGGGAAUCAUGGAAAGAGUUGGCCUGUGUUUCGGCAACUUUUGGUUGGCCAGUACCGGGUACUUCGUAGUUUGUUACGGUACUGAGCAGAAGUCCGUACUGGUUGUCAUGAAUGGACAGAAAGUUCUGGUAGUACCAGUACAUUUCUCUACGGUACCGUACCGUACGGCAUGAUGCCGCUCCGUAAUACAAUGAAUAUCGAAUAUCUUGUGGUAUCCUUUGUCAAUGGCCAAGGUGCAAUCGCAACAGGAUUGACAACCGCAUUACACUACUGUAUUGCUUUGGCCAUUGGAUCGCUCGGCACCGUGGUCGCUGCUCUUUCGCUGCUUGCACGCAACAGCACGAACCAGCAAGGAACAAACAAACAAACAACAAACAAACAACAAACAACGUACCUACCCACACACACACAUACCAUUCGUUUGCCCGUUCCCGUUCCCCCGAGCAGGACCCGAACCGUUGCGCGCCUCGUCCCCGGUUCUGUCUUCUCCCCGCCCUCCACCAUUCCCGGGAACCAGAGCGCCCCGGAUUCCUCCGUGCCGGGCCAGCGGCGAACCCGGUUCCGGCCUCUUGCCCUGCUGGUCCUCCUCGCGGCUUGCGCCCGGAACGAGGACCCCCAUCGCACGGCUUCGCACGCGCCACGGUGCGGGCUCGGGGUGUCCGCCUUGGGUCUUCCGCCCGUUCCACGGAGGCCGUCUCCGAGGAUCUCGGUACCGGACCAAGACCGACCGGGACAUCCAAGCACGAGUAUAGCCACAGGCAGAGCCACACGCAGAGCCACACGCAGAGCCACGACCAUGGCGACCCCGCAGCGAAACCUCUCCGGCGCCUUUGAAGCGGCGAACGGGGAUGCCUCGAACCCGAACGCUGCGAACGGGGACGCCGCGAAUCCGAACGCUGCGAACGGAGAUCCGAGCACGCCGGCGCGACCGGGGAAUCCGCCGAGAAAGGCCACCACGCCCCUCGGCCGGUUCCUCCCGCGGGGGAUGCGCAUGGUGGAGCUCACCGACGAGACCCCCAAGCGCGGGGACUACCUGGGCUGGGACGACUACUUUCUCGGGAUCGCCGUCCUGAGCAGCCUGCGGUCCAAGGACCCCAGCGGGGCGGAGGGGGCCUGCAUCGCCGAUGCCUCCAACCGGAUCGUCGCCAUUGGCUACUCGGGCUUUCCCCGGGGCUGCCCCGACACGGUCUUUCCCUGGGGGGACCAGCAAGAGGGAAGCGGGAGUGGGGCCAGCGGCUACCUGGCCUCGAAGCACCCCUACCUCUGCACCGCCGCCACCAACGCGGUCCUCAACAAGGGGAGCCAGGACCUGUCGGGCUGCCGGUUGUACGCCACGGCCUUUCCGAGGAGCGACGACGUCAAGGUCAUGAUCCAGUCGGGCAUCCGGGAACUGGUCGUCCUCCAGACCACGGACGAGCCUCCCAUCCACGGACCCGGGGCGCUCGGCGAGUCCGAGGGCGAGGACAGAGGCAAUGACAAUGGCAGUGGCAGUGACAACGGCGAGGCCGAGGCCUUCCGGCAGCUCACCGAGCAAGAGCAGGAAGACUACGCCAGCAACGCCAUGCUCCUCUUGUCCGGCAUCGCUGUUCGCUACCACCGGCCCCGGGCCCCGUCGCUCCGGCUCUGCUUUGGCGCCCCGGGAAAAGGACCCCUUCCCCCCCCGAAGCACCCCCCCACCGGCAAGAGGGCGGAACGGCUUCCCACGGACACCGAGCGGGAGGCGGCCCGGGUCCUGAGGGAAGAAACCGGCUACGACGCGCUGUUGCCGGACCCCGGAAGCGACGCCGAGCGCCUCCUAGCCCACAGCGGCAGGCGCGAGGACUACCUGUCGUGGGAGGACUACUUUAUGAGCGUCGCCCUCCUGACGGCCCAGCGGUCGAAGGACCCCAGCACGCAGGUCGGGGCCUGCAUCGUCGACGGCCAGAACCGGAUCGUCGGCCUGGGCUACAACGGCAUGCCGACCGGCCUGGACGACGACCUCAUGCCGUGGGGGAGGGCCAACGCCCAGGCCAUCUUCAACAAGUACGUCUACGUCACCCACGCCGAGGUCAACGCCAUCCUCAACAGCAAGGAGGGCUACGGCUCGCCGCGCGUCCGUGGGGGGACCCUCUACGUGACGCUCUUUCCGUGCGAGCACUGCACCAAGAAGGUCGUCCAGUCGGGCAUCCGGGCCGUCGUCUACCUGGAGGACAAGUACCACGACACGGACGGCUGCAAGGCCAGCCGGGCCAUGCUGCGGUGCGCGGGAAUCGAGGUCCGGGAACACGUGCGGACCGUGGAGGCCGUUACCGUGGACUUUGGCCGCGGGGGGGAGGAGGACCAGGAGGAGGAGGACGGCGGCGAAGGGGAUGCUUGUUGAUUGGAUUGGAUUGGAAAUUGGAUUGGAUUGCAUUGCAUUCGAUUGGAUUGGAUUGGAUUGGAUUGGAUUGGAUUGCAUUCGAUUGGAUUGGAUUGGAUUCCAUUCGACACAAAACGAAAUUCAAAUGGUUGGAUGAGGAUGCUGAUGCGGAUUCGUUUGGUUUCGCUCGCGUGGAACUUUCGAAACGAAACGAACGCUGACCAAAACAGUACAGGUACAAUUGAUUCGUUCGUUUUGUUCCUCGCMUCGAAUCGAAUCGAAUCGAAUCGAAUUGGCUUUGGUCAAGCAGAACGAACGACCCGGAGAGGCAGAUCGAUUCCGGCUGGUGGGCAGAACGGUUGUUUGGAAUGCAUUGCGCCGUGCCGUGCCGAAUGCGACGGGAAACGAGAGAUCUCGCAACGGAUCCCAAAACCAAAGAAUCGUUGUUGUCCGGACGAAUUCCGGCAGGGACUCAAACGUCGCAUUGGAACCGCGGGACGGGACGGGACAGGACAGGACAGGGUUUGCCGUCGCUCGUCGGAACAGGGGCACGACGGCGGACCAUUCUCGGCGGACCAUUCUCGGCGGACGAAUAAUUGUAGGAAUGUGGUGUACCAUACACUAGUGUAGUUGAAACGAUCGAAUGCGCACACAAAUCCGCUGGCCCGUCUGUCUAGUGCCUACAAUAGAGAACUGUUUGCCCG